ACUUCCGUUGAGGCCGGGGCGAGUGGAGGCGGCGCUGUGCAUUGUGGGUGGCGAGAGGCUGAUUUGGAUUCCCGCUCACGGCCACCGUCGGUGGCUCGUGGCGGCUCGCUGGCUGGGCCUCCUCUACGUCGACUCAGCCAGAAGAAGCACAACAACAAGAAGCAGGAGGAGGAUGGUUUGUUUCCCAAGCCGAGCACUUCCGGGUCCACCUUCAUGAUCCUCCCUCUGCCCCGGGGGUGGGGGCGGGGAGAUCCCCUUGAACAGGGUUACGCUGCUACUUCCGUUGAGGCCGGGGCGAGUGGAGGCGGCGCUGUGCAUUGUGGGUGGCGAGAGGCUGAUUUGGAUUCCCGCUCACGGCCACCGUCGGUGGCUCGUGGCGGCUCGCUGGCUGGGCCUCCUCUACGUCGACUCAGCCAGAAGCAGGUGGUGCAGGUUCAGGAGUUUACUGGCUGCACUCCGACCUUUGGCCUUGGCUGUCGCCCAAGUGGGAUUGUCGCACAGCAGUCAACCCACAGCAUCAUGCGACGGGAGGGUCGACUCAGGAGCGAGUGCGACCAGCGGGUCCACUCGGGAGUGCGACGGGAGGGUCGACUCAGGAACGAGUGCGACCAGAGUGGGUCCACUCAGGAGUGCGACCAGCGGGUCCACUCAGGAGUGCGACCAGAGGGUCGACUCAGGAGCGAGGGCGACCAGCGGGUCGACCCAGGAGCGAGCUCGACCGGGAGGGUCGACUCAGGAGCGAGCUGCGACCAGCGGGUCGGCUCGACCCAUCUUCAGCUCGUCAACCUCUGCCGAGCCGGAGGUCUCUGCUGCCGCCGGAGUGGUGAGCGUCGCGGUUUGGCGACGAUCCAGCGCUGCACGCUGCGAGCGAGUUGUGGGCGCCACCUACCGACCGGGUUCCGAACUGCGACAGCGUAUCAACAGCCAUCCGAACUCACCACGGUGACAGGGGAGCGACUGAUACGUAUGACGCGCACCGCCCCCUCACCACACGACCACCAGGCGUCUGUUUGACAUAAAGAAUCGACCCCGAACACUGACUAUUCAAGACAACUCUUACCACUCAAACACACUCGAACCCAUAAGCCAUCCGUGGCUGGGAAGGCAUCACAACGAGACCGAGUGAUGGCCAUCCGUCGUUUAUAAGAGUAUUCGUAAUUUUUAUCUUUAAUAUUUAGUGGGCUGUACUCUUAAUCGCAUAAAUUCCCAACAGAUCCAUCAAUACGAACUGAUUCUUGGCACCUCCUUCCGCCGAGCCACGCUCACGUGGGGAGUGGUGGCCCACCGGAUCCUUAUCAGGUGAUCUGGUCCCCAAUUAGUAAACUUGGUAUAAGAUAACGAUCCUCGGAAAAGGAGCACCGUCGCAGGCCCUUACUCCGAGCCGUUCUGUGGUCAGAUAACCUGCCGAUGUAUCUGUUGAGAUUGGUGCCUUUAAGAAUAAUAACUGUUUUGAUUGUGUUUUUUUAUCGCCGUAUAAUCUUUCAAGUAUCUUUCAGUCAUAAUCGCCGCACGUACUCGCAUCCUCUACAGAAUAUUCAACUGUCCCGUGACCCAAGGUGUUAACAACGUGAUAAGGGUUGCGUAUGAUCAAUAAGGAGUGCGGUACUGCGUGAACAAUAUUGAGUAUAAUCAUUCAUUAACGUUAAGGUUUUCUUAGCAUAGUAUUUGCAUGUUUUAACGACUCUCUCUCUCACUAACAACCAUCGCGUUAUGCGGGAUCCAUGUG
This is a messenger RNA of Lethenteron reissneri (Far Eastern brook lamprey), 1726 nucleotides long. RefSeq lists its product as uncharacterized. The record is from RefSeq and is a predicted model, not a curated record. NCBI's taxonomy places the organism in Eukaryota, Metazoa, Chordata, Hyperoartia, Petromyzontiformes, Petromyzontidae.